Molecule: messenger RNA, 1152 nt
Organism: Maniola jurtina (meadow brown)
Lineage: Eukaryota; Metazoa; Arthropoda; Insecta; Lepidoptera; Nymphalidae
Exons: 1
Coding region: 64-993 (309 amino acids)
Source: RefSeq, a predicted model, not a curated record
AAUAACACUCGAGUUGUGUCCAUUCAAUGUGAACAAUGUGCGGUCGAUAGUUGCCGUGUAACAAUGAAUGUACGCUUCUUAGCUAUUUAUUAUCUUCUGUAUUUAGUAGAUGCUAAACUGGUCAGCGAAUCGACUGAAGGAAAGAAUGGAGUGACAGAAACCGUUACGGUUAUACAAACUUCCGAAGAAGAACGCGGUACCGAUAGCGAAUAUUUAACCGAAACUAUCCGCAAUCCGAGGCAUACCAAUGAAGCCAAUCCGGAAUCGAAUGUAACGCAAUCUAAACGAACGGCAAAACCGAAGGCAGCUCUCGUCAAAAAGCCGAUCCCAAAGUUUACAUACACCGAGAGUGAAGAUGAUUACCAAGCGAAAAUAAGAUUUCCGAGUAAGAUCUCAGAUACGAUAGAACACGAAGACGAAGACUUCAGCUUUGACGAUUACGACUUCGACGUCGAUCAUGAUGAGUUCGCUGGAAGAGGGAAGCCGCUGCAGCCGAGAGUGAAAGUGGAAGUGAGCAGGCAGCGCAGACCUACACCAGCAAAGGUAGAGCAGCCGCGCCCGGCUCCUAUACUGAGUCAGAGCAAAGUUGAAAUACUACACAGCGAAGGGAAACCGUCCAUCAAAGUGGUAAGAAAAGUAGCUGGUGUAAUGAAAGAAGAAUAUGACGAAGAAUUCUCAGCGAUUACUAAGUCGUCGGAAAAACAGAGACCAACGAUUGCGGUCAGAGAUACGCCAUCCUUCAGAGAGGAAACUGAAAACAGUGGAGAAGAAGAAAUGAUUCGACCGAUGAGAACCACGAGAAUGAUUCCGUUCAGUUAUGACACUUACGUGGACAAGUUGGGAGAGAAAACUUCUGAAUUUGCUACUAAAAUGUUGUCAUAUUUACCGCUGUUUCCUCAGAUGUAUUCAUCACCGAAGAAAGUAAACGACGAUGUUAUGGCUGAAAACACGGCCAUGGCAGACCCACGGCUUGGCGGUACUCUUUCUGAUUAACAUAACGGUAUCUAUAAACAUAAUAUUAUUUAAUGUAACUAUGAAAAACAAUCAUAUAUUGUAAAUUAAAGGAUAGAUUGAAUUAUUUUGACCUAUCACUUGCUAUUGAAUCGACAGUAGAUAGGAAGUUAGCGUUCGAAUAAAACAGUUGCAUUAAAA